UUGAGAUAGGGGAAAUUUCCCAAAUCUUAUAGUUUUAUUAAAACUUGAACCUGAUAUUGAUAUUUAAAAAAACGUUUAACUCUUAAGUAUCUUGGGGACAUCCCACUUAAGAUUUCUGUGGCAACGUGAUACACACAUAAGCAUCGAACUGGAUUUACUAGUAAGUCAUUCAUUGCGAAAACCAGUUUUAUGAAAUCAUUUCUGUUUUUCAACCUUAGUAGUAGUAGAGCUGAGUGUAGGUUACCUAGCUGGGGUUUUAGUUCAAAUGCAACUUCUCACGGGUCUACUUGUACGGAAAUGUCUAACUAUCUGCAAUUUUGGCUGUUUGCGAUUUGGGCUCUUAUCACUGCAGACUUGGUGGCCAGCCAAGAUUUCCUCAUAUUCGCGGCAACGACAGGUUCUCCAUUGAUGACUACAAGGCCAACGGUCCGUUCGACUGGCGACUUUGUGCUGGUCAACAAUUCGCCAGUAGUGGGCACGAUGACACCAUUUAGCACAAACGCUGCGCCGCCCACCCAAGCAUUCAUCGAUUGCUUUGGCCGUUGUCCAACCACGCCGGAGUAUAAUCCGAUUUGCGCCAGCAACAGGCAACUGUAUCUCAAUGAACAAAAAUUCAACUGCGCUCGCUUUUGCGGUGCCGAUAUACGAAUUGUGCGUCGCGGUAGCUGCGAGGGUCUGUUUCCCAUGCAACGCGGAUGACGUCGGUUAUCCAGACUUUAUGCUUAAACAAUGAAAUGUAAAAACCUGUAUAAACAUUUAAGCACCUUUUAAUCGGCAUCCCCCGUCUGCACUAUACCCUGUUAAUAUGUUACAAUAUAUGCGUAAUAGAUAUGCGUAAACGACUCAUAUUAUGGAAACAUCAUAUACUUUUAAGACUGCACGCCCGAACUACCCCACUGUAGAUUAUGAACAGGGAAUAUUUUAUAGCAAACAUGUGUCGAGAAUUCUCAAGAAUGAAUGAUCUGUAUAAACAUGUAAGCAAUCGUGAUUUUGAUAAGAUUUUCUGAAUAUUAAUGUAUGUA
This is a messenger RNA of Drosophila arizonae, 1022 nucleotides long. RefSeq lists its product as uncharacterized. Gene Ontology annotation, molecular function: protein binding; serine-type endopeptidase inhibitor activity. Lineage: Eukaryota; Metazoa; Arthropoda; Insecta; Diptera; Drosophilidae. The record is from RefSeq and is a predicted model, not a curated record.